AUGCAUGGUGAUGACAACUUUGUUUCAUAUGGUUCAGAAUCUCAAGUUGUUUGGCAAAGUUUUGAUCACCCAAUUGACAUCCUUCUUGGAGGCCAAAAGCUAAAAGAUGUAGUUGAGCUGGUCUCUAGUUUAUCUUUGUUCAAUCACGGCUAUGGUUCGUACGAUAUAUCAAUUAGGCAGAGUGAUGGUCUAGUUGCAAUAUACUACGAAUCUACACAAGUUAGGCUAAUAUCGGAUGGGUUUGGGAAUUCAAUAAAUAGUCCAGUAAUCUUAAAGUUAGAUAAUACCGGUAAGUUGUAUCUUGUUGGUUCUGAUGAUGUGGUACUUCGAUAUCUUUACCCAAAUAAUAAUCAACAACAUCAAGAAUAUGAUGAUGAGGACUAUAUAUACAGAGCAAUAUUGGAGUCAGGAGGAGAUUUUGUUUUGUACAAAGAAAGAUUUGAUGGAAAUGUUGAGCUUAACGAGAAUUCCUCUUCAAGUGUGCUUGCUCCGAGCGAUGAGGAUUCAUCAGUAUGGGUACAGUUCAACAUGUAUGCUCCUGUUAGCAUUUGA
Messenger RNA from Papaver somniferum (opium poppy), 552 nucleotides. RefSeq names its product EP1-like glycoprotein 1. The coding region runs from base 1 to 552 and encodes 183 amino acids. Lineage: Eukaryota; Viridiplantae; Streptophyta; Magnoliopsida; Ranunculales; Papaveraceae. The record is from RefSeq and is a predicted model, not a curated record. The transcript is spliced from 2 exons.